Marchantia polymorpha subsp. ruderalis is the source of this 2062-nucleotide messenger RNA. Lineage: Eukaryota; Viridiplantae; Streptophyta; Marchantiopsida; Marchantiales; Marchantiaceae. The record is from the annotation of a GenBank genome assembly.
GUCGGCCCGUCGGCCCGCGGCUGUUCUCGGACUUUCCUCGCCUCGCCGCACCUCUUUCUUUUUCUUUGGCCUUCAUCAUUCCAGCAGCAGCUGUGCGUGCCUGCCUAAUCAGAUCGAGUGCCCACCUUCCGUGCGCGAGGCGUGCAGAGUAUUUGUGCAGGCAGCUGUCUCGGCCGUGGAUUUGGUGUCGCCAUCAGCUUGUUUCGUCUUCGUUCGCUCUGAAAAUUCUUUCGUCGCCCGCCGCUGUUUCCUCCUGAGUCCUGGUCGUGGUCUAUAUCUCUCAGUGACUUGUGUUUUGGGCCCUCUGGAUUCUCCAGCUUAUGAAGAAUUGGUGCAAUUAUCCGGCUUGAGUGAGCUCGGGCAGUUUGCUCGGUAAAUUUUUGUUCCUGCAGCAGCCCGGAAUAAGAAGAGCACGUCUCUUGGGCCUGUGUUCUGUCAGAGCGCAUCAACGUUCCACAGAUUGACUUCUUGAAGUUUUCAGACUCUGAUGCGGAGGCGCAUCCAUCUCUUAUGAUGAGCUUUAUUUUCUUAAUGGCAUGAGUCUAAAUCUCGAGCCAUGUGAUUACUCCUUUCAAAUCGCCGUGCAGUAUUCAGUGUCCUGCAAGCAUCUUUGUUGUUGGGCCUGUGAAAGAUUUCAUGUUUCUGGAUAAAUGUAGAGUUGGGAAGUCGACUUCAGGAAAUGCAGCUAGAGUGGGAGAAAGCCCGAGUUGGUGUUCUUAAAGAAGACGGGUAUAAUUUUUAUCAGGUGAUCGGUGUAACAAAUUAGAUCUACACACGUAAAUGUUUUAGAAGAUCGAAGGCUGCUUUCAAAUGGCUCUCAGUUCAACUCCGAAAUUGUUCGUCAAGCGGACUGCAGAAUUUGAUGAAGAAUUCGGAGAUGAGCUUAACAGGCGAAAGAAGAGAGCUAUUUCCAUCGAACAGUCGGAGCCAAACGCUAUGGCCGUCGAAGCUGCUGACUCGAGGUCUAUGGCGAUCGAGCCAUCCCACAUAGAGCUUCAGAUACCAACCUUCGUUGGAAAUGAAGUAGCUGGUUCCACAGUCUUUGGGUUUUUGUUUCCAAAUCGAAGUUUCCCUCUGAAUGCUUCUAACUGCUGUCGAGUCAACAGUCAUGCAUGGGAGUUAGACAUGACCAUUUUCGUCGGCGAAGCUUAUUCUAAGGUGGAAGAGAUUUGCAUCUACCUUUUGAAUGAAAAAUCUCUGCCCGCAGACAAAGCCGUGGCUGUCUAUGUGCAAGCUCCUGGUUCUUCAUUUCAGUAUUGCGGAGCUGUAUAUCAAAACUGCCCUUCGGCCGUUCUCGCACUGAUGUGGCCGGAUGCAAAUCACCGGCUUCUUCCUUCCAGUUCCAACAACUCAUCGGCCAAAAUCGGCAUCUCUGUCGAAGACUUGUCAAGCCUACCCGUGAUAAAUAUGGGAGUUCAAAAGAAUAUUGAAGGUUUGGCCCUGAAAAUGUGGGAAAAGCUAUUCAAUAUAAUGUCUGGCUGCACCAUCGAGGGAGACAAAUUAAUGGUGCCUAAGCAUCUUGUAGACCGGAGAUUUCAGCAGUUCAAAGAUCGGUCUAAAAAAGAUCCUGAAUACUUGAAGAGUUUUGCAGCAAUCUGUUCCUCUUGAUCCACGCCUCUCAGCAGCAAUUUCUUCUCAUUACCUGAUUGACAUGGAUAUCAAGUUGGAUUAGCAACAGUGUUCGCUUAGUUUCAAAGGUCACACCAGGCCUGUCUCAAAGCUGCUAGGAAGUACUGGUCAGAUUGGGAAACAGAGAAAAUGGCCGCCUGGGACCAUGCAGUCUGUUUCCUCUCACCAUCUACUUUCUAGUCGCACAUGCAUACUUUUAUUUAGUUUGAUCUCGUUGGAGUAACAACGAAAUCUUGCAUAGCCGGACCUUUCGAAUUACCCUUGGUAGGCCUUCAUCUGUUUGAAUAGAUACUUGGAUCGGAGCCUCUGGUGUACAUUCGAGUGGGACAUCUGGGGACGGCUAUUAUCCUUACUAUGAUGUAAGACGAACGGUGAGUCCUCUCACACUUUUAUUCAAAUGGUCCAAUCGACUGUUUCACAGCCUCUGUUUCUU